AUGCGCUCAUCAGGGAGGAAGAUGUGUCGUACUCUUCUUUUUAACUCGUUAUUUAUGUUAUUACUGCUGCUUGGCGCCGCGACUCCGGCGAGUGCCUCGGUUCACUUUGUGCUGAAGGACACGCACCCUGUCUGCUUCGUGGAGGAGGUAGACGAGAGCACGCGGGUCGUUUCCGGCGAGUACACGCGUGCUCCGGGGGCUGCGGCCAACGUCCCUGCCCGCAUCGUUGUGAGGGACCCCAACGGCGAGGAAGUGUCAAGCAACGGGCUAAUGGUGGGGGCGCACGCAUUCACAGCACCCGUGGGCGAGGACACAUCUGGCCAGUACAUGUUGUGUGUGCAUGUGACGGAGAGGGGUUGGGAGGCACAAUCCGAGGCGCAAGGCAUCCUCGUGGAGUUCAGAACGGAUCAGAAGUCCAGCAUUAUUCCAGAGACGGAGAUGCCAAUGCUUAAGCGUCAGAAGGUGGACGGCCUGGAGGUUUUUACAUUCCGCGACUUUGGUGGGGAGCAGAAGGACAUUCUGCGGCCAGCAGAGUACAUUCGACGCGUUGAGGGGGCGUUAUCGACACUGAUCACGCUUGUUUCAGACACGCACGGUGAGAUCGAACACCUUGUGGGUCGCUUCAAACGCAUGCGACGCACCUCCGAGAGCACCUACACGAGAAUAUGGGCCUUUGGUAUAAUCACCGUCCUAGUCAUGGUGGUGGUCACGUGGCUGCAGUUCACGUUCCUCAAAUCCACCCUGCGGCAGAAAAAAUUGGUGUAG
This is a messenger RNA of Trypanosoma cruzi, 765 nucleotides long. Its product is annotated as COP-coated vesicle membrane protein erv25 precursor, putative. The record is from RefSeq and is a predicted model, not a curated record. Gene Ontology annotation, biological process: intracellular protein transport; endoplasmic reticulum to Golgi vesicle-mediated transport; Golgi organization. Gene Ontology annotation, cellular component: endoplasmic reticulum; COPII-coated ER to Golgi transport vesicle; Golgi apparatus. Lineage: Eukaryota; Euglenozoa; Kinetoplastea; Trypanosomatida; Trypanosomatidae. The transcript has a single exon. The coding region runs from base 1 to 765 and encodes 254 amino acids.